UGUUUCAAUAUAAUUCGAGUUUAAUGAACACAGAAAGCCAGCCACAUGGAGGCGACAGGACUAAGUGUCUCUAUAAAUAAACGAAACAUUAAAAAUAGGAAUAAAUAUUCCUAAAUAAAUAACAAACGUGAUUGCUGCAACCUGACCUAGACCAAAUCUCAAGGAGGAGUCCACACUCGAUCCAGACCAAGCCAGACCUGGAAGCGACUGAUACUUAUAGUGGAAACAAUACAAACAUUACGGAACAGACCUUUUCAAAUCAUUUGCUACUUUAGUCAUGUAAUUCCAUAUUGCGUUGUUAGGCCCUUAAUUCUUAGAAUUGAAGGGCACAUAUACUAAAUACGCUGUGAUCCACGUAACAGACACUCGAUACCACAAGGUUUCCGACCCCAUAUCGGCCAGGCACUUGUAGAUCAAGGCCGUAUCGAUCUCCGCAGUUCCCAUACUCCAUACUACGGGAAGAUCUGUAGGAACUGUCCUCAUUACUCGCUAUAAGAUUGCCAAAUUGGGUAUAAUAUUUAUUUCACCCAUCGGUAGUCUGUAGUCUCUGUAGUCCCUGCUACGAGUAGCACCCCAAGAAAGAUAGAUUACGGUAUCCGCUCAUUAUCUGUGUUUGUGCAAAGGGCUAUCUAUCAAUCUGGGCAGUCGAUAGAUCCACAGACCAGACCCUUCACGCCUGCCAAAGACACAAAGACACCGUGCAUUCCUCUCCAACAAGUCGCACUCGACGCAACUUGAACACACGACUCUGGGCUCUGGGAUCUGGGCUGGGGACGGGCCGAAAAGCGAUAAAAUGCAGCGUCAAGUGGAGUGCUUGAUUAGGCGCGCGAUUUGCCAGCGAUUUUGAAACGCCUGCAAUUAGAAACGGCCGCAGAUUGUAAACUAAGCCAGAGGGCGGGUAGGUACAGGAGGGGGAAGUACUGGGAACUGUCACGCGCAAGUAUCACUCCCAAACUGGCAGGGGGUGGUGGUGCUUGAAAAAUGAUUUACACGCGUAAAUCAUAAAUUAUGUCCCACUUGAAAUGGCCCGAAACGACAGACGCGGUGACAAAUGCAGAUGAUGACAAUGGGAAUAAUGAUGAUUGGGCUGCUGCUGCUGAUGAUUGAGACGAUUGUUGUGAUGCUUGUCAUAAUUAUGUCCAGACUCCCGACUCCUUUGUCUCGAAAGUAUGGCUGCAGUUUUCAGUUCUGCUUUUAGACUCUUAUCAGCCAACCACCUAUCGACGUCAUUCAAAAUUCCACUCAAUUCAACUCAAAACCAAACCAAACCAAAUCAAUUCAAUUUCGAAUUUCACAUUUCAAUCGCUCGCAUACACUCUCACACUUAUAGUUUGAUUGAAUUUCAAUGCUAAUGAGCUGCCCGAUUCCAAUUCGGAUUCCGAGUCCCAUUCCAUUUUCAGUUCGCGUCGGUCGCUGCUGGGCAUCGCACCGUGAAAAGCUUCGGGUCGUCAAAAUACCACCUGUCCAAGAACACCUGGAUAUAGCUUAUAUACACCAUAAUCGAGUAUAUAUGGCAGCACAAUUGUCGUACGAUUAUCGCACGUCCGACUGUUCGCAUUGUCCGGCUUAAUUAAUAGACAAAAAUAUCUUUUUUUGCGCACUGAUAAAACGUCGGAGGUCGCUGGUAACGCAAAAAGGAAGUCGCGAUCUCUAGAUAAAGUCUGAAAGAUAUAUUUAGUUAAGCUAAAGCAGGCGUUGCACGAUCGGGAUUCUCCGGGAAUUACCAUGCUAAAAACUGAUAUUCGUGUACCAAAAUUGGUACUGUUUGUGUUGCUAUGGACGUUGUCCUGUUCUCAAGGACAAGCGCUGGAGGCCAAGUGCGAUGAGAAGCAGUUUCAGUGCCGGAACGGGGACUGCAUUCCCAUUCGAUUCGUGUGCGAUGGCGAUGCCGACUGCAAGGAUCACAGCGAUGAACAGGUCACCGAAUGCAAGUUUUUGGAGGCCACCUGCUCGGCGGACCAAUUCCGUUGCACGAAUGGCAAUUGCAUACCAAAUAAAUGGCGCUGCGACCAGGAGAACGACUGUGCCGAUGGAUCCGACGAGGCCACAGCGCUGUGCAAGGCACGCACCUGUUCCCCGGAUGAGUACGCCUGUAAGAGUGGCGAGGGGCAGUGUGUACCUUUGGCCUGGAUGUGUGACCAAAGCAAGGACUGCAGCGAUGGCUCCGAUGAGCACAACUGCAACCAAACUUGCCGCUCCGACGAGUUCACCUGCGGCAAUGGGCGGUGCAUCCAGAAGCGAUGGGUGUGCGAUCACGACGACGACUGUGGCGAUGGUUCCGACGAGCGGGCGUGUCCGGUGGUGCCCUGCGACACUGUGGCCGAGCAUACGUGCACCAAUGGGGCAUGCAUCGCCAAGCGGUGGGUGUGCGACGGGGAUCCGGACUGUUCGGAUGCCUCCGAUGAGCGGUCCUGCGCGAAUGUGACCAAGUCGAACACCCCCUGCCUGGCCCAUGAGUACCAGUGCAAGGAUCGCAUCACCUGCCUGCACCACAGCUGGCUCUGCGACGGCGACCGGGACUGUCCCGACGGCGACGACGAGCACACGGCCAACUGCAAGAACGUGACCUGCCGCCCGGACCAGUUCCAGUGCGGCGAUCGCAGCUGCAUCGCCGGACACCUCACCUGCAAUGGCGACAAGGACUGUGCCGACGGCAGCGACGAGAGGGACUGCAGCCUGAGCCUGGGCACCGCCAAAGGCGCCUGCAAUGCCACGAGUGAAUUCAAUUGCGGCGGGGGUCAGUGCAUCGCCCUGAGCCGGGUCUGCGACAAGCGCAAGGACUGCCCAGACGGCGAGGACGAACCGGCCGGCAAGUGCGGCGUGAAUGAGUGUGCCUCCAAGAACGGCGGCUGCAUGCACCACUGUGUGGACCUGGCGGUGGGUCACCGCUGCGAAUGUCACGAGGGAUACAAGCUAUCCGGGGAUAAGCGCACCUGUGUGGACAUCGACGAGUGCGAGAACCCGGGCGUCUGCUCCCAGCUGUGCAUCAACGAGAUCGGAGGGUUCAAGUGCGAAUGCGAGGCGGGAUACAUGCGGGAUCCGCGCAACCACACGCGUUGCAAGGCUGGCGAGGGCCAUGCCUCACUGCUGCUGGCGAGACGUCACGAUAUCCGAAAGAUUGCACUCGACCACAUGGAGAUGACGUCGAUCGUGAACAGCACCAAGUCGGCCACGGCCCUGGACUUUGUGUUCCGCACGGGGAUGAUCUUCUGGAGCGACGUGACGACGCAGAGCAUCUACAAGGCGCCCAUCGACGAGGGCAACGAGAAGACAACGGUGCUGAAGCAGUCGACGGUCACCUCCGACGGACUGGCAGUGGACUGGAUCUACAACCACGUCUACUACACGGACACGCACAAGUGCACCAUCGAGCUGACCAACUUCGACGGCAACAUGGGCAAGGUGCUCAUCGAGGAUGCGCUGGACAUACCGCGCUCGAUCGCCCUCGACCCCAUCGAGGGCUGGAUGUACUGGUCCGACUGGGGCGCCUCCCCGCGCAUCGAGCGUGCCGGCAUGGACGGCUCCCACCGCACGACCAUCAUCAGCUACGACGUGAAGUGGCCCAACGGCAUUACCCUGGACCUGGUGCGCAAGCGCAUCUACUGGGUGGACGGCAAGCUGAACGUCAUCUCGUCGGCCAACUACGACGGCUCCCAGCGGCGCCAGAUCCUCUACUCCACGGAGUACCUGCGGCAUCCCUUCUCCAUCACCACCUUCGAGGACUACAUCUACUGGACCGACUGGGACAAGCAGACCGUCUUCAAGGCCAACAAGUUCACGGGCGAGAAUGUGGAGCCCAUCACGGCGGUUCACAUGUUGCAACAUCCGAUGGUGAUCCAUGUGUACCAUCCGUACCGACAGCCCGAUGGCAUCAACCACUGCCAGUCCGUGAAUGGCCACUGCUCCCACCUGUGUCUGCCCGCCCCAAGGAUCAACGAGCGCAGUCCGCGCAUCUCCUGCGCCUGUCCCACGGGCCUCAAGCUGAUGGCCGACGGCCUCAUGUGCGUCGAGGAUCCCCUUUAUGUGGUCGUCACCAAGCCCCCACGAGCCCUGAAAACCAAACCGAAAACGAAAACCUCGCCAAGGCGAUUGCCAGCGAGGCUUACAGACAGACAAGCGAAAAGCGAGCCCACGCUGAGCACCAAGCUGCCACCGGGGCAAGGAAUAAUCGUUGCCGACCAGCAUCCAGUGAAAAACACCACACAAACCGAACAGACGACAGUGCCCAGUCCGCAGCCAGAUUCGGGCUUCAUAGCGCUGGUUGUCAUUGCCAGUCUCAGUGGCUUUGCAGUGCUGCUAUCGGUGCUCCUGCUCAUUGGCUAUCGCUACUGCAGCAAGCGACGCAUCAACUCGAUGAACUUUGAGAAUCCCAUUUACCGAAAGACCACGACCACCGAGGAUCAUUUCAGUUUGCGCAAGAAUUUGCCAGCGCGCAUCUAUGAUCAUACCAGUGUCAUGGAUGAGGAGGUAUGUGCCAUACUUCAAAUUAAAUUAUAUAUACAAUUAUUAUCAUGCUUUAUUAUAUAUUAUUAUAUUUAAUUUAUAUAUAUUCCCUUGCAGUACUCACCCGUCAUAGGCAUAUCCUCGUAUUAGAAUGGAGAAUGUUAGAUAUUUCCUUUGUUUGGUUGGCUGGUUGAGAGAUACCACCCAAAAAGGCAGACACGAGAAGAAGACCCGCAGAAGACACACCACACCACACGCCUGAAGACUGAGCAACUCUGUGUAUUGUGUAAAAUAAUUAUUUUAAAAUUUUAAGGCACGGCAAGGACACGGCGGGUCACUUGGUGGCGCAUCCUUAGAGGAUGCUGUACAAAAAUACUAUGUCGCAGAGUUCUAAGUAUCACACAAGAGUAAACACACACAAACACACACACAAACAUCGAUACACACAAAUCGAGAUGUUUAAUAUGAAAUCUAAUUGCUAAUUAUAAAUUACAUAAAUAGUUCCAAACUGUAUAUAGCUGUAAGUGUGCAUUAUUUUUAAAAGAAGCAAACCAAUUAAUAUUACUAUAUAUAUAUAUAUAUAUAUAUGCAUAUGUAUACAUACAUACAUAUGCCGAUUAUGAUCGUAGUGAUCAUGAUCUCUAGUACUAUUAGAGCGAGUUGAGAAAUUAUAUUUCUGUGUGUGUUCGUUCGAUGAGCAGAAUCGUUUUAUUAUCACUAUUAUUACUAUAUACGUAUUAACCUUUUGUUAACUGUAUUUGUUAAGUGUACAUACAGAAUACAUAUAUGUAUAUGUUUCCCCCACUAAAAGACACAUACAUAAUAAACUCAGAUACUUAUGUGUAGUAUA
This is a messenger RNA of Drosophila obscura, 5293 nucleotides long. It is a transcript of the gene LpR1, whose product is annotated as very low-density lipoprotein receptor. Bases 1726 to 4539 code for a protein of 937 amino acids. NCBI's taxonomy places the organism in Eukaryota, Metazoa, Arthropoda, Insecta, Diptera, Drosophilidae. Gene Ontology annotation, molecular function: calcium ion binding; protein binding. The record is from RefSeq and is a predicted model, not a curated record. The transcript is spliced from 10 exons.